Messenger RNA from Manis pentadactyla (Chinese pangolin), 6770 nucleotides. RefSeq names its product APC membrane recruitment protein 2 (gene AMER2). Gene Ontology annotation, cellular component: plasma membrane. The transcript has a single exon. Gene Ontology annotation, biological process: regulation of canonical Wnt signaling pathway. The record is from RefSeq and is a predicted model, not a curated record. Lineage: Eukaryota; Metazoa; Chordata; Mammalia; Pholidota; Manidae. Gene Ontology annotation, molecular function: phosphatidylinositol-4,5-bisphosphate binding; beta-catenin binding. The coding region runs from base 88 to 2058 and encodes 656 amino acids.
GCGAGCGGCUCGGGCUGGUGCGCGGCCGGGUGACAGCAGCCUGGCGCGAGCCCACGCUGACGACAGCCGCUCCCCCGCGCGGUUGCCAUGGAGACGGGCGAGCGCGGCGGCGGGGCUGUCAGCGCGCGCGGCGUCCGCGCGUCCGCGGGGGUCUGCAGGAGGAAGGCGGAGGCCGGGGCCCGGACCCUCGCGGCAGACAUGGACUUGCAUUGUGAUUGUGCUGCCGAAACUCCGGCCGCCGAGCAGCCGUCGGGGAAGAUCAAUAAAGCUGCUUUCAAAUUAUUCAAGAGGAGGAAAUCGGGUGGCACCAUGCCCAGCAUAUUCGGGGUCAAAAACAAAGGGGACGGGAAAGGCUCGGGGGCGCCGGGCAUGGUGCGGAGCAGGACCCACGACGGGCUGGCAGAGGUGGCGGUGCUGGAGAGCGGCCGCAAGGAGGAGCGGCGCGGCGGCGGGGACUGCGGGGGCCGGCCGGCCCCGGGGCCCCCCAGGGCGGCUGCGCCCGGCCUGGGCGCCCUGGCCGGCGGCUCGGUGGCCAAGUCGCACAGCUUCUUCUCCCUUCUGAAGAAGAACGGGAGACCCGAAAACGGCAGAGCCGAGCCGGCGGACGCGAGCAGGGCCGGCGGCAAACAAAAGAGGGGGCUGAGAGGGCUCUUCAGCAGCAUGCGCUGGCACAAGAAGGACAAGCGGGGCAAGGAGGGCAAGGAGGGGCGCGCGGGCGCCCCGGGCAGCCUCAUCCUGCCGGGGUCGCUCACCGCCAGCCUGGAGUGCGUCAAGGAGGAGCCGCCCAGGGCCGCGAGCGAGCCGGGGAGCCCCCGCGGGGACGCGCGCCCGGACCCAGCAGGUGAGCCCGCGGGGGGAGAGCCGGGGCCGGCGCCCCCCGGCCGCCAGCCCGCCAGCCCCGGGGGCCCCGCCGCCCCGGGCGCGCGGGGAGAGGACGCCCCGCGCGCAGAGAAGCCCCAGGCGCCCCCCGAGCCGGGCUGCGGCGAGGGCCCGGCGGCCGAGGAUGCUUCCAGGACGGGGGACGUCCCGAUAACGACCGUCCCCCUUGUCGACUCCGAAAGCGGCAGCGGCCGGGCGUCUGCCGUCCCCGACCCUUCCUCGGUCGACCCGCCCUCAGACCCAUCGGCCGAUCGUAUUUGUUUGAUGUUCUCUGACGUGACUUCACUGAAAAGCUUUGACUCUCUUACAGGCUGUGGAGAUAUUAUUGCAGACCAAGAGGACGAGGCAGGUCCCAGCUGCGACAAGCAUGCCCCCGGGCCAGGCAAGCAGGUUCUCUCUAAAAAGAACCCCAGCGUGGUGGCCUACCAAGGAGGAGGGGAGGAGAUGGCGAGUCCGGACGAGGCGGACGACACCUACCUCCAGGAGUUCUGGGACAUGCUGUCCCAGACCGAGGACCAGGGGCAGGGGCCCCCAGACGCGGCGGCCAAGGCGGCGGCAGCCCCGGAGGCCAAGGUGGUACCCGAGGCCUCCAGAGACGCCAGGGGCGCAGAAGGGGCCAAGGACGCAUCCUCGGCCAAGCACAGGAGGGUCAACCGGAUUCCCACGGAGCUCCGCUCGAAGGAGGAGCCUCACCACGUGGAGAAAGAGCAGCAGGAAGGCAUCCCCAACAGUGACGAGGGCUACUGGGAUUCCACCACCCCGGGCCCCGAGGAGGACGGCACCAGCAACGGUAAGAAGGCGGCCAUCGCCCGGGACAGCUACAGCGGCGACGUGCUCUACGACCUCUACGCCGAUCCAGACGGUAGCCCAGCAGCCCUGCCGGCCAACGAGGAGACGUCCUGCUUGUCCCGGUUAAAGCCUGUGUCUCCAGGCACCAUCACCUGCCCACUGCGAACACCAGGCAGUCUGCUGAAGGACUCUAAAAUCCCCAUCAGCAUCAAGCACCUCGCGAACCUUCCAGCCAGCCAUCCGGUGGUGCACCAGCAACCAGCCAGGAGUGAGUUGCCCAGAACAAAAAUCCCAGUUUCCAAAGUGCUGGUCCGCAGGGUCAGCAACCGGGGCUUGGCUGGGACCACCAUCCGGGCAGCGGCGUGCCACGACAGUGCCAAAAAGUUGUGAAGUCUCGCAAGCCAAGGUGGACAAACCGCAUGUCCAGGAAUACAGUUUUCCCUGGACACCACUAACAUGAGUUUUGCUUCCCCUCAAGAAAGGCUUUUGGGACCAGCCCUGCCCAGUAGCCUCGACCAAGGAUGUCUUGUGCUGUCAACAGGGGCAGGAUACACUGAAGGGGGGUGCCACGCAUGGGCUUCUCCUCUCAAGAUAAGUCCCAGAUAAUUAUUUCCAAGGACUUUUCUUUUUUACCUUUAAAAAAAAUACUCUUGCUUUCUUUCUUUCCUUUAUUUUAUUUUUUUCUUUUGAUGCACUGAACACUUCUUGGAAGUCACCUUUACUUGCCUUUGCAGAAAAUAGGAUCUAACCAAACCUAAGUAAGCAGCACGCCAGGUGCAGAAGGCCUGGAGGGAACACUGGGGGAGCCCUCCUCUUCCAUGGUACUUUGCUUCCUUCCUUCCUUCUUGUCCUUUCCCUUUCCAGGAAAAAAAAAAAGUGGGGGGCGGGGGGGCGCUUUUCUGUAUCACUGUGUGGAAAACACCUACAAAGCUGAAAAGCCAGGUAUUGUACCUGAUGAGCAGAGGGGAUCACUGAUUGGAAGAAAACUUGCCUGCUUCAGUUGCUAGGUGUACAAAUAGGGAAAUAACCUACCACUGGGACAAUAAAGGAGAGUUGGGGUUUGGUUGGUUUAGGUCAUUUGGGGAGAAAGAAAAAGCUCAGUAGAGCAGAUUUGUCCUUUUUUUUCUUCCCCCCCUGCCCAGUGAGAAAUUAGGAUCAGGGAAAGAUUUCACUAAAUGCCAAUAGACACAGUAUUUUAGCAUUUAUAAAGUGUAACCUUUUCAUGUGUAGAUAAUGCAUAUUUUAUAGUUUAUCCAGCAGUUAACAUUUUCUAAUCUGUCAGUAACCUCGAGUUUAAAAUCUGGUUUUAUAACUAGAUAUGAUAACUGUCCCCAAACCAUUGAUGUUCUUUUAUGUACCUUAACCUGAAGCAAUUCUGUUUUUGUUUUAUAUGGGUUAUCUGCCUCUAAUGCAGAAAAAACAAGUGUAUUGUGUUGAUGUCCCAAAAGAAUGGUUCUGCCUUGUCUUGGGUAAGAGUCUAUUUAUUUCUUGUCCCCAACUGUGGUUUUCAGAUUUCACUUUGGUUAUAAAAUUUUGGAGUUCAACCAUUCCUCAACAUGGGGAGUCCCAAAUGAGGAACAUAUUAAGAAAAACAAUAGAAAAAUAUAGAUUUUCAUGUCAUUUGAGUUUGGCUUUAUUAAUUUAUGAUUAGGACAGGUAUGUUCAGAAUAUGACACUGGCAAGCUUAUGUAUCAUAAACAUUUUAUGCCAAGAAUUUUUUUUGAUGGUUUACUUAUAUGAAUGUUUUCUAUUAUUUUAGAUGGAACAUUUAUUUCAGAAAGGUUACCAAAUGCCUAGAUAGUAUGAGUGAUAAACUGAAGCAGUUCCUAGAAUGCUAUUAGCAUCUAAUGACUGUAUAAUAUCCUCUUUGAAAUGCUCCUCAGUGUAUUUAAUCAAAAGACCAGAGCUUCUGCUAGGAGAAGGUGUCAGGAAGAUUAGACAUAUUCAAAUGAAACUACACAUAUGUAAAUUGCAUAAACAUGUCUAUGUAACUUGCAUUUUCUAGAGAGAUUGCCUAAGUAAUGAAGUGACAUUACAUGUUUUUAAAGUUUAUUUUCUAUUUUAUAAAGGAAAGAAUAAGGCAAGUAUAUGAAGAUCUAUUUUAAUAAUAAUAAUAUGAAGGAAGGAACAAUAUGAAUGGAUGUCAAGGGAAAACAAAUUUGGGCUAAUAGCACAAAGCAGAUCAUUCUCUAUUUUAAAUCUGCAAUGAUUCAAUUAGAAAAGGGGGAAGGGAUUUGCUGAAUUUAUUAGUCAGAUUAUGGGCUUUUAUUGCAUUGUGUCAGAUCCUUAAUGUUAUUUCAAAGCAGUGUUUUAAUAUUUAAUUUCCUUAUGUCUGUUGAUGAGGUCCUAUAAUCAGACAUAACCUUAAGCACUCUGAAUACACCACCAGGAAUUCAUCAACAACUCAUACUCACAUGUGUUCAUGCACUCAAUUAUGCACAAACUUAAUGGACAAAGGCAUCUACUGUAAACUUGGAAACAUUUUAGAAAUGAUUUCUAUCAUUAGAAAGGAUUUACAUUUUAUUCAACACUGAUAGUACUAUUUAGGCUCAAUGCAUCCAUUUCCCCUAAUGAAUGGAAAGAAACAUAAAUCUUAUUCCUUGUUUUAAAACAAAGGAUCUUUAUUUUCUGCCUGUGCAAUUUAUUGCAAGGGUUAUAUUCUCCUCUGCAUGAAUCCAUGACAAAAUCCUGUUUGAUUAUUUCUUGGACUGUACAGGAAAGUCAAGUGUACCUGAAGGACUGAUAAGAAUAUUGCAAUAGUAAAGUCAAUCUAUCUACUUUAUAAGCACUGGAACAAACUAUUUUUGCUUUCAGGGUUUUGGGACUUAUUUCUGCAUUUACAUCACUAAGCUGUCUUCUUUUUGUAAGUUAAUGAAAGUGUCUGUAAAGUUUACUUAUUUUCCCUUGCUUUUCAAUUAACCAGUUGUACAAGAUUUUAAAUAUUUUCUAUUUUUAUUCUUUUUCUGUGUGUUUUUCAUGUUGUUUUCCCCUAUGUCUUUAAGAAUUCCACCCACACCAAUCAAAUGAAGGAUUCAGGUGAUGAAUUAAAUAGCCUCAAUCACUCAAUGAGAAAUCAGGAGCAAUGCGGGAAAAGUGUCUUAAACUUUUCCCAGCCACAGACAAGGGAUCAUAGUUGCUUUUUUGUGUCAAGGGCUACUACUUUUUCUUAUUCAUGUCCAUAGAGAUUAUUUUUUAGUAUUUUAAUAGUGUUACAUUCCAAUUAUUAUUAAUGAAUUAUCUAAUUUGGCCAUAAUUGCUGAUUUUUUUUUUAAGGAAAGGAUGGAAUAUGGCUAAUGACACCUUUCCUGUGUAUGUGUGAUUCUGAGAUACUUGAUUCAUUAAGUCACUUCUGUCAAAGAGCAGGCCAAACGGGAGAGGAAAAAGUCAAAUCACUUGCUGGCCCUGAAUUUACCGGUCAAUUUAAUAGCUUUGCACAAAGACAGCCUGAUUUUAAAAUCUCCAUUACACAGACAAUAUUACUGAAUCACUGUACUUCAAUACUAAUGGUGGUUGAUGCUUUUAUUCCAUUUCUCCAAGGAGAAAUGUUACUACAGCAUUGUGAAUAAUAGGAGGAAAAAGCUGUUUAUUAUUUCACCUAAUAACAACGAGGGAAUAAGAACGUUAAGGACUUCCUUUAGAUACAUUUUCCACAAAUUAUCUGCCUAUUUAAAUACAAAGUAUUUAACAUCUAAGAAAGUGAUGAUUUACUGAAAGGGUUUAUUCAUUAAUUUCAAAGUAGUUUGCAAGUAUUUGCACUUAAAUGAACAUUCAGAUAACCUUCUGCUUGCACAAUUGUCAAUGUAAAAAGACUUUAUUAGGUAUCAAAAUUCCCUUGAGAUUUUUGAGUUUUCACUAUUUACUUCUUUCGUCAGAUUAAUUUUUGGAGACUUUUUACAGCUCAUCUUGUAUGAAGAGAUUGAUUAUGUAGAUCUCUGUCCUCUCCCUUUGUUUCCUCUUGCUUGGUGCACUCAGAUAGCAGUAAGGAGACAGGUCUCAUGAUGGUAGUGGAUUUUGACAUUUGCAUAGUGGAACACACUUCCUGCUUAUAGAUCCUAAAUUAUAACUCUGAACUGGGGGAGGGUUCUUGACUCUGAUCAAGAAGGAAUUCUUGAACAGCUUGGAUGACUGUAGGUAAGGGAGGAAUUCAUUACAGCGAGAGUAGCAGUGAAUGGCGACAGCUCUGUAGGCAGUAGAGAGCAAGGAAGAACAGAGGGAGAGGUCAUUGACCUCCUGCUCAGCAUAGGGCAGAUCCCUUGCCAGCGCCUGAAGCCAGGGUCACGUCGAGUCCAGUGUCCACCUGAAUCUGCACAGUGUGGGAACUAAGCACCUACCACCCCAGGACUAGGGGGGAGCCUCAGAGCACUGGAUGGAGUGCGAUUAUGCUCUGAGCACUUCCCAAAGGCAAAGAAAAGGUUUUUGGACAGGCUACUAAUGAUCUUACAGCUGCAGAUCUGUCCAGGUCACCCAGAUCACGGGAACUUGCAAGCCCAAAUCAGAGUUCCCGGAGGAGAAACCGAAACACCUGGGACCAACCCCGUUUCCCUCUCCUUCUCUAGGCAGACCAAGGGAUGAGCAACACAGUUCUUAAUUCUAUAAACUCAGCCUUAAGAAUUUUCAAUUCAUUACACAUAAAUAUUUAUAAAACAGUUUGAGACCAAAAUGCUGCCAGUGGCAGGCUGGUAUCUCACAUACCUGUGUGGGAAAACAAGAGGCAAGCAUUUACUUUAUUUUUAAAAAGUGGCUGUAACAUUGUCAGAAAGUAAGUAUGGCUCCUCCUCAGGGCAGUCACCCUUCCUGCUCUAAAGACUCUAGGAGGCUGCGUGCAUUGCUUCUCAGAGCCCUUCCACUGGGAUAAGCGUCUAAAGGUGACUGUUGCAACAAUAGCCACUUUAAAGGAACGUUCUUAGCUCCCUGCAGUUAAGGCUUUCAAGGAGGGAUUCUGAAAGAUAGUUUCAUGAUUAUAGGAAGAAGUUCCUUCUCAAACUGAUAAAAGAAGUAUUAAAAUGGUCACAAAGCCUCCAGAACUGAACCUGGACCCAUUUUAUGACUGAUAUGUACUUUAAUUCAAUGCAAUCCAUAUUCAUGGGGUAUAUAUACUAAUA